This is a messenger RNA of Anoplopoma fimbria (sablefish), 1629 nucleotides long. RefSeq lists its product as uncharacterized. The transcript has a single exon. Bases 243 to 1151 code for a protein of 302 amino acids. Lineage: Eukaryota; Metazoa; Chordata; Actinopteri; Perciformes; Anoplopomatidae. The record is from RefSeq and is a predicted model, not a curated record. Gene Ontology annotation, molecular function: protein binding.
GAGCUCAGGAAUGUGAGCGUCACUGUGUGAACGUCUCCUCUGACAGGAGCGUCUCUCUUCAGCCUCUGGUCUGUGUAGUCAUACACUGUAGUGAGACAUUGUAGUGAGACAUUGUAGUGAGACAUUGUAGUGAGACAUUGAGAGUCUUUGUCUCCUGUCCCCCCGCAGCUCUCGGACUAACGUCUCCGGAGCGAUGAAGGACGCCGUGUAGCCCGCUGAGGACACCCGUCCCCGGGGUCGCCAUGGCCUCUGUCACCGUCGGCUCGGCGGCGCAGAGCCUGGAGAAGCACCGCCGGUCCUUCUCGCUGCUCUUCUACCGGGCUGUGCGGGACCUGAAGCCGGUCUGGAUGCUGGAGGACAUGAGGACCAUGGAGGCGUUUCACCAGGAGGAGGACGCAGGGUGCUCCAGGACGUACAGCCCGUCGGAGGCGCUGCUUUACGCAAUAGUCCACGACCACCAGCUUUACGCACGGCAUCUUCUCAGCCGGUACAUGGAGGAGGCUCUGGCCAGGCCCGGGGAUCGCUUCUGCUGCUGCCCUUCACCUGCAGCUCCUCACCUGGCCAUGGCUGUGCGCUACGACCGGCUCUACAUCCUCAGCCUCAUCCUGCAGGAGACGCACCGGACAACCAGUGCAUCCUCCUCAUCCUCAUCCACCUCAUCCACCUCCUCCUGCAUGGACAGAUCUGGGUGCUUCCACCUGGAGGAUGGCAGAAGCCCUCUGCAUCUGGCCUGCGAGCUCCUGCGACCUGAGGCGGUGUUCAUGCUGCUGGGGAGCGGUUCCUGCCCUCUCACCCCCGACCGAGAUGGCCUGACGCCUCUGGAUGUCAUCUUGGAGAAGCUCCAGACGCACGGAGCGCAGACGCAGAGCAGGAGGCAGUGUCUGGACAACCUGCUCAUGUUCAUGCCCAAGGUGGACUUCAAGAUGAAGGGGCCUCUGUGCAGGGAGCCGGAGCUCUGGAGCGAUCUGCUGGGAGAGGAGACCUACAAGUACCUGGUGGAGAGGAGACCGGCUCCACUGGUGCUCACCGCCAUGCAGACCGUCCUGAGGCAGCUGAGCCCGGCCACCUUCCCGGACAGCCUGCAGGAGCUGCCCAUCCCCUCCUCCCUCAAACCACCGGGCCUUCCUGUGAGCCAGAAGGUGGUGGUGUAGCCUCAGUGUGACAUUGAUGCAUGCUCCACUAUUUUAGCAUGAUGUGUGUGUGUGUGUGUGUGUGUGUGGCUACAAAAAGGUAACACUUCAUUAUAGGGCUGCACAAAUAAACACAAUCAGGGAACAGAUGAAUGAAUCUUAUCUACAGAGGUGACUUCAUCACACUGAUCUAAUUAACUGCAUGCUGAUUGUAGUGUAGCAGUGAAAUAACCAGGGAAUAAACAGCCAUAUUUUUAUUUUUUUACACUAAUCCAGGCAUUAAUAAGCAGUUUAUUUGUCUAACCUCGUGCUAAAGUGUUACCUACUAAUACUACUAAUGUUUAAGCCACUGUGUCCUAUCAGGAGUAGACCAACUCUGAUGACGGUCUACUGUGUUACUGUUGAUUUCUAAUUUAUUUGGGUUUUAUUUGAUUGUAAUGUUUGAGAACGUGAUCUUAUAGAUCAUUAAAGAACAGUCAGGUGACUAAAAAAAACAAAC